AUGUUGGUCGCUGUCAACGAGCACCGCUCCACUCAUGGCUUAUCUCCUAUGUGUUCAAUUAAGAAACUGCACGAUUCUGACCAGCUCCAAUCGGAUGAGGUGGCUGCUGGGAAUAACUUGGGAUCCCAAAGAUCCACCGUAUCGACCAGAGACGAGGAGGAUGUGAUGGUGUCGUCGAUCGACUCUCCGGGGCAUCUCGUCAUCAUCAUGGGCGAGGAUACGAUGUUUGCGCCAGAAUACACUUGCGGAAUGGACAUCGAGGAUCAGCACUUUUGGACACGGGAUUUCGCCAAUUCUACUGAGAGUGUGGGGCAAGUGCAGACUGAUCAAGAGCCCGAGGGUUCCGUGGUUCCUGUCUCGAUGUAUUCGACGCCUGAGGCGGUUGUUACAUCGGUGCUUGAUUGCCACCACAACUUCCAAUUGGAAAGCAACUCAUUUUCAUCGAUGGACUCAAAUGAUCCAUUUCAAAACACAUACAAAGCAACAAAGGUAAUUUAA
This is a messenger RNA of Plasmopara halstedii, 498 nucleotides long. RefSeq lists its product as uncharacterized. NCBI's taxonomy places the organism in Eukaryota, Oomycota, Peronosporomycetes, Peronosporales, Peronosporaceae. The coding region runs from base 1 to 498 and encodes 165 amino acids. The record is from RefSeq and is a predicted model, not a curated record. The transcript is spliced from 3 exons.